This is a messenger RNA of Cynara cardunculus var. scolymus (artichoke), 1026 nucleotides long. RefSeq names its product WUSCHEL-related homeobox 11-like. The coding region runs from base 15 to 887 and encodes 290 amino acids. Gene Ontology annotation, biological process: adventitious root development. Gene Ontology annotation, molecular function: DNA binding; DNA-binding transcription factor activity. The transcript has 3 exons. The record is from RefSeq and is a predicted model, not a curated record. Lineage: Eukaryota; Viridiplantae; Streptophyta; Magnoliopsida; Asterales; Asteraceae.
CUUGUCUCAAAGUCAUGGAAGAUCAAGCUCAAGCUCAAACUCAAACUCAAACACCACCCCCCACCAGUCCAAGAACCCAAUGUCUUGAAAGAAAUCAUGAACCAGUUAGGUCAAGAUGGACCCCUAAGCCUGAACAGAUUCUUAUACUCGAAUCCAUCUUCAACAGCGGAAUGGUUAAUCCUCCAAAGGAUGAAACCGUCAAGAUCAGGAAGCUGCUCGAAAAAUUCGGGUCAGUUGGUGACGCCAAUGUUUUCUACUGGUUUCAGAACCGCCGUUCCAGAUCUCGCAGACGGCAGCGGCAGAUUCAGGCCAACCUUGUAAGCAGCGAACAACAACAAUCAUCAAUGGUUACAAGAUGCGUUAGUGGCGGUGGUGACGGUGGCAGCAGUAGUGGUGGUGGUGGUGGUGGUGAUGGUGCAAUUCAGUAUCAAGAUGCUGCAUACACCACGGCCACACCAGGGUUUGUUAUGCAACAACCACCUAGUUUCUUCCCCUUGCUACAAUCUUUGCCACCUCCACCAGGAUCCAACUCUUCUUCUUCUUCGACUUCUUCACGGUUGGGUGGUGCAGACGAGAUCUAUCCCGUUUCUAGUCAAGCUGCGAGUUUCCCAGAAAUUGAGCAAAACCCUAAUUCCAUGCCUUCAAGUUUCCAGCAUUUAGAUACUUCAAAAGUUCAUUAUGAAUUUGCUUCAGGAGUGAUCACCGUGUUCAUCAAUGGAGUUCCAACGGAGGUGGAGAGCGGCCCAUUUAACAUGAAAGCUUUAUUCGGCGAAGAUUUGAUGCUCGUUCAUUCAUCUGGCGUGCCGGUGCCUCUCAGUGAGAGUGGGGUUUGCGCGCUUGGGUUACAACACGGUGAAAGCUACUUCUUGGUCUCAAGGUCCAUUUAGAUGGGAAAUUGAGCUUCACUCGACCACCUUCCAACAGGGAUUUUGUGAUUUUUGAGCAAUAAAGUUGUGAGCCAGCUCCAUGCAUGGAUCUUCUUUCUUACAAAUCUGGCCUACAUCAAUGUUAUAUUUUUCUUUCUCU